Chelmon rostratus (copperband butterflyfish) is the source of this 722-nucleotide messenger RNA. RefSeq lists its product as uncharacterized. Gene Ontology annotation, cellular component: synaptonemal complex. The transcript has 6 exons. Gene Ontology annotation, biological process: synaptonemal complex assembly. The coding region runs from base 160 to 393 and encodes 77 amino acids. NCBI's taxonomy places the organism in Eukaryota, Metazoa, Chordata, Actinopteri, Chaetodontiformes, Chaetodontidae. The record is from RefSeq and is a predicted model, not a curated record.
CCACUGACAGGAGAGUUGUGCAGGAAGCUGCAGUUCCAGUGUGGGGAGUCUGAGCAGGACUCUACCAGGCAGUUAAAGCAGAACAAGAAAAGUGACGAACUGCUGGAACAGUACAGGUGUGAAACCCAGGAACUCAAGCUUAAACACCGGAAGCUGCGGAUGAAAUUUGAAAACCAACUCCAUCAACUGAUAGAGCAGCAUAAGAAUCUGCACUCUAUCUUUAAUCCAGAAAGGCUCCCAAUUGAAGUAGGGAGUGCUGAAAAUACAAAAAGUCAGCUGUUAUCAGCUGAGCUAAUGAAGUUGGCUCAGCUUCACCGCCUCAGUGAGGAGGUAGAAGAAGUGAAGAAACAGAAGCAGACAGGUACAACAGCUACAGACACUCAGGGAGACUAAAAGUGUGUGUUUGUAGGUAGUUUGUAAAAAAUCAGUUGUAAUAGUCUUGUCAGGUGAAUCUCCCAAAUGUCAGCUUGGAAGUGUUGCAGAAUCCCACCAACCUAGUACAGCGAAAACUAAAACUUAAGUUCAGCUCAAAGCUAAACUGAAAUAAUCCACACUUCCGUCACAAUUUGUUGAUUUGUAUCGAUGACAUCCAUGGAAAACGUUUUCCUGCCAAACUGUCUUUAUUCCUCUGUGCUUGGCUAUUUUUCUCCAUGUACUUGAUGUUUUUGUAUUAACUGUUCUGUAAGACUUGGGCUUGUUUUAUCAAACAGUUUGUUGCUGGA